Messenger RNA from Gadus macrocephalus (Pacific cod), 1052 nucleotides. Its product is annotated as actin-related protein 2/3 complex subunit 4-like. NCBI's taxonomy places the organism in Eukaryota, Metazoa, Chordata, Actinopteri, Gadiformes, Gadidae. The coding region runs from base 65 to 652 and encodes 195 amino acids. The record is from RefSeq and is a predicted model, not a curated record. Gene Ontology annotation, biological process: actin filament polymerization; Arp2/3 complex-mediated actin nucleation. Gene Ontology annotation, cellular component: actin cytoskeleton; Arp2/3 protein complex. Gene Ontology annotation, molecular function: actin filament binding. The transcript is spliced from 6 exons.
UUUCAACGUAACCGCCUCCGACACUUGUGUUGAAACGAGCGGUGAGCCAAAUCGAGCGCGUCCUAUGUUUAUACUGUUGUCAAACUGUAGGAGGAAGCGCAGUCCCAGGCGUGGCAGAAUCAUUUCCGCCUUCUACAGCACAGAAAUGACAGCCACCUUGCGGCCCUACCUGAACGCUGUGAGGGCCACCCUGCAGGCGGCCCUCUGCCUGGAGAACUUCUCCUCCCAGGUGGUGGAGCGGCACAACAAGCCCGAGGUGGAGGUUAGAAGUAGCAAGGAGCUUCUGCUCCAGCCGGUGAUGAUCAGUCGCAACGAAAAGGAGAAGGUCCUCAUUGAGGGCUCCAUCAACUCCGUGAGAGUCAGCAUCGCGGUCAAGCAGGCGGAUGAGAUCGAGAAGAUCCUCUGCCACAAGUUCAUGCGCUUCAUGAUGAUGAGAGCGGAGAACUUCUUCAUCCUGAGAAGGAAGUCAGUGGAGGGAUAUGACAUCAGCUUCCUCAUCACCAACUUCCACACGGAGCAGAUGUACAAGCACAAGCUGGUGGACUUUGUCAUCAACUUCAUGGAGGAGAUCGACAAGGAGAUCAGCGAGAUGAAGCUGUCCGUUAACGCCAGGGCCCGAGUCGUCGCAGAAGAGUUCCUCAGAAACUUCUGAAGCUGUCCUUCCACGGCUCUGGUUAAAAUCAAAGGGAUUCCAUGCCAUGGCCCUGCAGAACAAGAGGAACCACCAUCACAGCACCAUCAUCCAGUCUUGCAGUGCGGCGCUUUGAAUCUCGUCUCCAGCAUCCACCUGUCCACCAUGAGUAUCAACCCCUGUAGAUAACCAACAUGUUGAGCAGGUUGCAUUGCAGUUCUGCAACUGUAGAACAAAUCCCCACUCCGAGGCGGGUCCUUAAAAGUGUUAGAUUGGUUGAUAUCCCUGGAAACAGGGGGUGCUGAGAAUAAUGUGGUCCCAAAUUACAACCUCAAAUCUUUUGUAUUGACGGUUUAAUGUACCUUUCUACGGUCUCAUUUGUCCCAAUAUUUCUUUAAUUUUCUUUUUUUUAAUUUGUCUC